Messenger RNA from Dimorphilus gyrociliatus, 523 nucleotides. NCBI's taxonomy places the organism in Eukaryota, Metazoa, Annelida, Polychaeta, Dinophilidae. The record is from the annotation of a GenBank genome assembly.
AAUGAAAGAAGUGCUAUACAUCGAUGCAGCACAGAGAAUUUAUGAUCAAGUCAAGCACAAACAUCCAAAAAAUAAAAUUGUGCUCACUGGGCAUUCCAUGGGUGCUGCUAUAGUGUCAAUUCUAGGCCAUAAGAAUCAGGAAUAUGUUCUAGCAUUUGCAGCACCCUGUGAUCUACAGAUUGUGACCCCUUUAGAGCUUAAAAAAAUUGAGAAGCAAACGAUGAUUCAGAAUUUGUUUCAUAGAUUAGGCUCAAAUAUUAUACAUUUGGGCGAUUGCAGUGAUGCCAUCUAUAGAGGAGUGUGCAACGGAUCCAUCGAUGUUUGCAAAAUUGCUGGAUACAAUAUCAAGACCUGUUGUCAUAUGGGUAGAAAAUUUUGUCUGAAUAAAAAUACUGAAUUUUCACUUUUUGUGAAACUGGUCAAUACAAUGAAAAUGUCAAAAUGGGACAUCUAUGAAAUUCAUCAGGCGAAUUGCACACAGAAUGAAUGCAGAAAAGAUGAGCCUGCAAUAUUCCUCAAAUAA